Molecule: messenger RNA, 2863 nt
Organism: Daphnia pulicaria
Lineage: Eukaryota; Metazoa; Arthropoda; Branchiopoda; Diplostraca; Daphniidae
Product: tudor domain-containing protein 1-like
Exons: 7
Coding region: 85-1767 (560 amino acids)
Source: RefSeq, a predicted model, not a curated record
CAGUUAUUCAGCAGAGAAAACGAGAAACGCGAGUCAAGAAAAUUCCACCGAGAAAGAAAUCUCAAUUUUGAAUAAAUAUUGAAAAUGGUUGCAUCUAACAUGUUGGUCAACGUGACCUAUAUUGACGACUCCGUUCGUGGUCAUCAAGAGUCAUGUCUGUAUUUCUGGGGAUCUACAAAAGAUCGAAUUUGGAAUUUGGAGAUGGAUUUGCAUCUGGAAAAACUCAAGUCACAAUUAGAAAAACAAGACCCACCCAUGAAUCCUGGUGACCUGGACAGUGAAGAAAUUUUGUGUGUCUAUAUUGACUUUAGGUGGCACAGAGUCAGAAAGUCAGCAGAUCAAGAAUUGAAGUUGAAGAACUCUGGCAGGCUUGAAGUCUUUUGUGUUGAUUCUAGGAAGACACAUCGAGUUCAUCUAAACUGCAUUCGGACACUGGACUUUGGUGACAUUGCUGGGUGUGAACCAAAGAAGUUAUGUGCAGCUUGGUCUAUCCGUGACUGCCCUCCCCUUGCUGAAAAAUUUGUACUUGUGGAUGUCAUAGCCAAAUUUGACAAUACCACUCUUACCCGGCAAUGGAGUGAUUUGGCAAAGCAGUUUUUUAAGGCCAAUGUCGAAGAUAGAAUAUGGGAAGUCAUCCCCGUGGCAAUGUACGGUGAACAUCAAGGUGUAAGGCUGAUUGAUUCAAAUAAUCGGCUGCUGGCUGAUCAACUGAUUGAAGAAAAGUUUGGAGGACCGGCUGCAUUUGAACACUGUGAGGGGGAAUUGCUCUUUCAUCCAGCAGCAGUUCUUUCUAACUCUCCACGAAAUGUGUUCUUUACGUCACCCUUUGGCUUGCCUAUACAAGGGCAGCCAACGCCGGGUAAAAAGCAAAUCAAAGUUGUUUACGUAGAUGACUCGUCGAGUUUCUACCUGCAUUUCGUUGAUUCCGGCAACAGCCUGGUAAAAUUUGGAUCAACAUUACACAGCUUUUAUUCCGAAGAGUCCAGGCCGUCCAUUAAGGAUCCGCGGGUCGGCGUGGCAUGUGUGGCGAGAUACGACCAAGACCGUAUUUGGUACCGAGAACAAAUUCUGAAAAUCUAUGAUCAUCUGCGAGCCAUAGUUCUUUUCUUCGAUUAUGGAAACAAGCAACUUGUCCCCAUCGGACAAAUCAAAAGCAUAGACGCAGAAUUCAUUCAGCUACCUUCGUUUGCGUAUCACUGCCGGCUGGGUGGAGUAGCCUCAUUUCGCGUCUGGACUCAAGAAGAAGUACGAGAAUUAGAAAGCCGAACCAGAGAUAAGGUAUUAUCCGCGACGUUUACUAAUCCGGAUCCCGUAGGCAAAUAUCCUGUGCGAUUGGUGGAAGAUACAGCUACCGGAGCCAUUGUCUUUAACGAAGAAUUUGCCGCGCCGCGGUAUAAAAGUCGCAGCGUUCUCGACAAACCAAUCGGUGUCGUCAUAGCUUGUUAUCCCGUCGUCAGUUUUAAAGACGGGAAUCUUUAUUUCCAUAUUGCUUCAGUUGACGAUUCCCAUCAGGAAAAAUUGGAAAAACUUGAUAGGUUUGAUGGUGCCUUGUCUCCUAAUGACUUGCACGAGGAUCUGCCCAGACCCGGAACUCCGUGCGUGGCUCGUUUUGACGAAGACGGUUGUUACUAUCGCUCGCAAAUCCUCAGUAUUGUUGAUGACAUUGCCAACAUUCUUUUUGUUGAUUAUGGAAAUCAACAAAAGACUCCUCUAUCACGACUGAAACAAAUUACCCCAGGUUACGUGGAGUUGCCGCCAGUGGCUUAGAAGUGUAAAUUAAAGGGGGUCAAGUUCAACCCGAUCUGCCCCGAUUUCAUGGAACACAUUGACGCAUGCUUUCUAACAAACGAGGAGCUUUCUGCUUUGUUUCACGCUCCCCCUUCAGGUGACUGUGGUGAAGUAUUUGAAGUGGAUUUGACUGUUUCUAAAAUUGGCGAUGCGGCCCAGUUUUUGAUUAAGAAUGACGUAUUGGAACGUGUAUCUCUAAAGCGGAGCCUAUAACUUAAUAACUUACCUCGACACAAGAAUCAGCGGCGUCGAUUGUCGCAGAGAGCGUAAGAAAUCCUUAUUUAAGAUAAAGUUCUUUAACGGGAAGGAGUGACGUCACUUUCAUUAGAAGAAUUACGCUCUCUAAAUAUCUUUGACAUCUAUUCCUACACGAGUACGAUUAAUGAAUCGUCAUUCUUAAUUACCAAUGUUUGUUUUUUAAAAUUUUCAGGCUAGCUAUACUCGUGGAUUGAAUCUUUCAACAUGAGAACCCAAGAUGUGGUGAAAUAUUUAGAGCAGUGGAUUGCAGUGUCUGUUCACGUUGCUCCGGCAACCUAUUCUCUCGUCCUUCUUUGCCCGAUUUCACUUGCCUAUAACCACUACUAACCGUGUGCUUGUUCAGUAACUAACCUUGUCUUUCAAUUUAAGCCUGCAAAUGUUGGAUUUUUUUUUUCAAUAAAGAACUUCUGUACGUCGUACCAUUCGUGGCGAAAGUUUUACUAGAGUCAUGUGCUAAGAGCUAAGUUUUCAAACCACCCAAGCAAUGGACCCUAGGAAUCAUGUAGAUUUUGGAAGAACUACAUCGGGAGCCUGACUGGAAACUGAAUUUUAAAUUUGAAGUCAAAGUUCUUUGCAAAACUCUAGCCAUUGAAAUUCACGAUGUUAAGCCGGGAGUAGUCUUCAAGGAUCCUGUCACGUUUGGAACCGCAGUUGUCCCAUCCGCAAUUACAACAAAUGUAUCAACAAGUACCACAAUUGCAAAUCAUUCAGCAACAGAAGCAGCAGCAGACAACACCACCCAACAACUUGCUGGCUCUCCUGCACAACAAAUGCAAUCCCAGCCUGACACAACUACUCCAACACCAGCUCCAUCACA